GAAGCUGCUAAGCUAGCAGAUGAGUAUGUUCUUAUACACAGGGCUGGCCGUGGUUAUCAAGCUUGUAAUGAUUUUGGUUACAGGAGCAGCAGCCACUCUUUUGUGGGAAGUCAUGCGAAGGAGGAAGGUGUUGGUCCUGAUCUGAACAGUAAGUCAGAACGGGUUUCCGGUGGGCAUGUUUAUUUGGAUCCCACUGACGUAUGUCAUUAUUGCAAAGCCAGGGGCCAUUGGAAGCGUGAAUGCCCUAAACGGGGUGCUCAAGUGAAAUCUGCUGCUUUUGCUGCCUCUGAAAAACGUGCUGGUUUUGUUUCCUCUAAGCAGGUGGAAGUAGGACGGAAGUACACCUUGGACCAGGGGGAUUUUUCUCCUUUCGUUUCUGAUGGCCAUGUGUCCAUAGUGGGGAGUGAUGCUACAGUGCCGGUAAAAAUUUUGAGGGAUACUGGGGCUUUUAAUUCAUAUAUUGUGAGCUCUGUAUUACCCUUUUCUGAGGAAACCGACACUGGAGACCAUGUUUUGAUGCGGGGCAUGGGGCUUUUGGUGGAACCAGUUCCACUGCAUAAAUUGACGUUGACUAUUGGAUUGGUUCAGGGUGAGGUUAUUAUGGGAGUCCGCCCUGCACUUCCUCUAGAGGGAGUGGAUGUAAUCUUGGGCAAUGAUCUUGCUGGUGGACGGGUGUGGACUGAUUGUCCGCUACCUGCACCCAUAGUAACUUCUUCCCCUGUUUUAGGGAAGUUGGAUGAGAGUGCUCAGUGUUUCCCUGGGGUUUUUACGGCUUGUGCAGUGACACGAGCUAUGUGCCGUGCUGAAUCUGCAUCGCCCCCUGACCAUGAUGAUGGGGGAGCAGAGGAAAGUGAUUUUUUCUCUGUUUAUGUCCCUGUUUCUCUUUUGUCUGUUUCUCAUAGUGACCUGAUGGCGGAGCAGAGGGCAGAUUCUUCUCUUCGUCAUCUGUUUGAUCAGGUUGUCACUGAGGAAGAGAGUGUGGUCAGUGGGUACGUGUUGAAGGAUGGAUUGCUGGUACGGAAAUGGUUGAUACAUGGGGAAGAUUUUGUUGGUGGUCCACUCUGGCAGACUGUUGUUCCCUCUAAAUUUCGCAGUGAAGUGUUGCGGGCUUCCCAUACUCAAUCGGGACAUUUGGGGGUUCACAAAACUUAUAAUUAUAUCCUGCGUUAUUUUUUUUGGCCUCGGUUGAAAAAGGAUGUGUCCGAGUAUAUCAAAACCUGCCAUACAUGUCAGAUGACAGGAAAGCCAAACCAGAACAUUAAACCGGUUCCCUUGUAUCCAAUUCCGGUAAUUAUGCAACCCUUUGAACAUCUCAUUAUUGAUUGUGUUGGUCCUUUGCCUCGUUCUAAGGCUGGGAGUAAUUAUUUGUUGACCGUAAUGUGUCAGACAACAAGAUAUCCAGCUGCAUAUCCACUCCGUACUAUCACUGCUAGAUCUGUGGUGAAGGCUCUGACCCAGUUUAUUUCCAUUUUUGGUAUUCCGAAAGUUAUCCAGUCUGAUCAAGGUUCAAGUUUUUCUUCUCAUUUAUUUGCUCAAGUUUUGAAACUGUUACAGGUGACGCAUAAUCAGGCUUCUGCAUACCAUGCUCAAAGUCAAGGUGCUCUCGAGAGGUUCCAUCAGACCCUCAAGUCCUUGUUGCGUGGUUACUGUGUGGAGUUAAACCAGGAUUGGGAGGAUGGUUUGCCUUGGCUUCUGUUGGCUGCUCGUGAGGUGGUGCAGGAGAGCACUGGUUUUAGUCCAAACGAGCUUGUUUUUGGACAUGCAGUGCGUGGGCCGCUUAAACUGUUGCAUGACGCUGUGAGACCUUCACAACCUCCGAGUAACUUAAUUGACUAUGUCAAUGGUUUUAGGCGUCGUUUGUAUGUGGGGGUGGAAAUGGCGAGGGAGAAGUUAACCUCUUCUCAGGAGAAAAUGAAACGCAUCUAUGACCGUAAGGUGGAACAUCGGUGUUUUAGUCCUGGUGAUCGGGUACUUGCAUUAUUACCAGUUGUCAGCUCCCCCUUUCAGGCUAAAUUUACAGGCCCAUUUACAGUUCUGCGCAAGCUGUCAGAUCAAAACUAUUUGCUGUCAACGCCAAGGCGGAGGAAGUCAACACAACUUUGCCAUGUAAAUUUAUUAAAACCAUACUACACUCGGGACUCACAGGUGUCCGCUAGUAAAGGUGUGGAGGCGCAGGUUGACAGGACUGUCUCUGUUGUUACUACAGUGGGUGGUUUAGGUUUCUUGUCUGCACUUGACAAUGAUGAGGUUAUUUCACCUCAUGAGAGUUUGUUGACUGGCAGGCUAAACAAUUCUGAUGCAUUGAGGAAUCUGGAUUCUUUAUUUGCACACUUGUCUCAGGAGGGGGUCGCUGAGUUGACUGCUAUGUUUAAUGAAUAUCGUUGUUUGUUUGGUGAUGUGCCCAGUAGAACACACUUAAUCCAACAUGAUAUCGAUGUAGGUGAGGCACGACCAAUUCGGCAGCGUUUUUACAGGAUAUCUGUAGAGAAGCGGAAGGUCAUGGACGGCGAGAUUCGGUACAUGCUUGAUAAUGGUAUUGCUGAACCCUCUGCAUCUAGCUGGGCUUCACCUUGUUUGUUGGUGGAGAAGGCUGACAAAAGUUUUAGAUUUUGUACGGAUUAUCGGAAAGUGAACAUGGUUACAAAAUCUGAUGCUUACCCUAUGCCACGCAUGGAAGACUGUGUUGAUCAGGUGGGUUCAGCUCAGUUUGUCAGCAAAUUUGAUUUAUUGAAGGGUUAUUGGCAAGUUCCAUUGUCUGAGAGAGCUAGAGAGAUUUCUGCCUUUAUUACUCCCUUUGGGUUGUUCUCCUACUCUGUCAUGAGUUUCGGAUUGCGAAAUGCACCGGCAACGUUUCAGCGUCUCAUGAAUAUGGUGGUUUCUGGGCUGGAGGGGUGUGCCGUAUAUUUGGAUGAUGUGGUGGUCUUUAGUGAUACGUGGAAAGAACAUCUGGCUCGCGUACGUAAGCUGUUCGAACGACUGGCUGAAGCACACCUGACCAUUAACUUGUCCAAGUGUGAGUUUGCUAAAGCCACUGUUACCUAUCUGGGUAAGGUGGUGGGGCAAGGGACAGUGCGUCCAGUGGAAGCCAAAGUAACUUCAAUUUUGCAGUAUCCUGUACCAACCACAAAAAAAGAACUCAAGCGGUUCCUGGGUCUUGUGGGGUACUACCGCAGUUUUUGUAAGAACUUUUUUACGGUGGUUUCUCCACUGACAGAUUUGCUGAAGGAUAAGGUGAAGUACACCUGGUCAGCUUCCUGUCAGAAAGCUUUUGAUGAUCUCAAAUCUGUACUCUGUUCUUCCCCUGUCCUUGCAGCUCCACGACUGGAUCAUCCUUUUGACCUGCAUGUGGAUGCAAGUGAUGUAGGUGCAGGUGCUGUCUUAUUUCAGCAAGAUGAUGAUGGGGUUGAUCGACCUGAAACGGGGGAAUGGCCUGUUAAUUGAACGCACCGGGUGGCUGAUAAAUACUGGCGUCCCGUCAGUCACGGGGUCUGCUUGGUUGGCCUCCGGACCAGACCGGGAGAAGCAGCAUUGGUCCACAUCUCUCUCUCGGACUGGCUGAGCAGUUCACCCAGCACAUAUUUGGGAUAAAAAUAAAUUGUUAUCUCUGUGGA
Messenger RNA from Xiphophorus couchianus (Monterrey platyfish), 3611 nucleotides. RefSeq lists its product as uncharacterized. The record is from RefSeq and is a predicted model, not a curated record. Gene Ontology annotation, biological process: DNA integration. The transcript has 2 exons. The coding region runs from base 517 to 3441 and encodes 974 amino acids. NCBI's taxonomy places the organism in Eukaryota, Metazoa, Chordata, Actinopteri, Cyprinodontiformes, Poeciliidae. Gene Ontology annotation, molecular function: nucleic acid binding.